AUGGCGAGUGGUAAUCCUGAUAUGGAGCUCGAUGAGGCCACCAUAAACACUCUUUGUAAUGUAAUUUACAGCUCUCAAAUACAGCUACUUGAUGGGAAUCCAGUUGACGGGGUUGAAAUUCUCCAUGGGGGUGUUUUUGCGUUGCCCUGUGCCCCCGGUUUGGUCUUCAAGAUAUCGAAUGACCCCAAGGGAUCUGACCUGCUAAGUCGCUGGUCCAAUGUCCAGCGAGUUGCUGAAAUACUGAAAACCCCCCAAUUUAACUUGCUUGCUCUACCCCGGCAGAUUCUCAUUGGUCUGCAAAUCGGUGAAGAAGAGUAUUGUGUCAUCGUCGAGCAACGACUGCGACUGACUAACAACUUCUUGGUACACAAGGGACUUUAUGAAUCGCUCGGUGCACACCUUGAACCGGCACUGCGACAGCUCGUGGCCUUCAUUAUCACCAGCGGUUUUUGUGGGGUGGAUUUUCGACACGUUCCGAUUCUCAACGAGGAGCUGCCGUAUGAGCUGGCGCCUGGGAACAUCCCGAAUAUUGGACUGGUGGACGUCAGCGAUUGUGGCGACGUCCCGGGAGAGGCCGCCCAACAGAUUUACCAUGAGGCUUUCUUUGGAAAAGGUCCAACUAUGCGGGGCCUGUUUCGAUGUAUCGCUCCAGAGCAAUCUGAACUGGUUAGAGAAAUAUCGAAGCAUCGGGUAACGCUCGACCUACCGGCCUAUUAUGAGGCUUGGAAAGACCGCUGUCAUGAUUUGGAAGAGGCUCAUCGCAAUCUUAGACUCGUCAACGCCGAGGACGCCUACGAAGGCAGAGCCAAGAGCAUCUUUAAAACUGUUGCGAAGUUCCUAUUCGUGGCUAUUCCGCCAACCUUGAGGGUUAUCACCGAUCCUCUUGACGCCUUCGAUGAGGAACAGCAACUAUUCAUGGCACCUCGGCGAUUCAAGGUUGGACCAUUUCAUCAAUCAGAUCUUAUUUUGCGUGGCGUCAUGGUAUUGGACCCGAAGACUAGAUCGCUGGCAGCGCUGAGCAUGUCGAUCCAAGGGAACAUCGCAUCCUCAUUAGCAGAUACUACAUCCCUUCGCAAGCGCUUAGAUCAAAUCUGCUGCACCAAGCUGAUGAAUCUAGAGCACACACCAGAAAAGAGCAAAACAAAACUUGAAAAGCUGCCGGUUAAAUAG
Molecule: messenger RNA, 1170 nt
Organism: Trichoderma breve
Lineage: Eukaryota; Fungi; Ascomycota; Sordariomycetes; Hypocreales; Hypocreaceae
Exons: 1
Coding region: 1-1170 (389 amino acids)
Source: RefSeq, a predicted model, not a curated record